Molecule: messenger RNA, 532 nt
Organism: Cyprinodon tularosa
Lineage: Eukaryota; Metazoa; Chordata; Actinopteri; Cyprinodontiformes; Cyprinodontidae
Product: mannose-specific lectin-like
Exons: 3
Coding region: 140-493 (117 amino acids)
Source: RefSeq, a predicted model, not a curated record
ACUCAGCGGGUUUGACAGACUGUACCCCUGAGGUCAAGAAGAAUGUGAGUGUGAUCAGAGAUCGUUAUACUUGCAAACACAUUUUGGUGGAGAGCAGGCAAGUAGGUGAAGAAGACUGAGAACUGCUUCGCAGAGAAAAAUGAGCAAAAACAAUUUGUCAAGGAAUGACGAGCUUCGCAGGGGAGACUACCUAAUGUCCAACAAUGGACAAUGGAAGGCACUUUUCCAGGAUGAUGGAAACUUUGUCAUCUAUGGCUGGAAGCCUGUGUGGGCCUCAGAUACCUAUGGGUCUGAUGCAGUCCGCCUGAUCAUGCAGGAGGAUUGUAACCUGGUCAUGUACAAUGAAUCUAACAGGCCUAAAUGGGCCAGCGACACAUUCAAUCCUGGCUCUCAUGUUUGCCGUCUUCAACUAUCUGAUGAUGGGAAAUUGUGUUUGUAUAAAGAUGCAACAGAACUGUGGAACUCCACCAUGUCCAAAGGGGGAAAGAAAUGAAGAAACACAAAAAAUAAAUAAAAAUCUUACAAGAAAUAA